Oncorhynchus kisutch (coho salmon) is the source of this 4205-nucleotide messenger RNA. RefSeq names its product cytokine receptor family member b1 (gene crfb1). Gene Ontology annotation, molecular function: protein binding; cytokine receptor activity. The record is from RefSeq and is a predicted model, not a curated record. Gene Ontology annotation, biological process: cytokine-mediated signaling pathway. Gene Ontology annotation, cellular component: plasma membrane. Lineage: Eukaryota; Metazoa; Chordata; Actinopteri; Salmoniformes; Salmonidae. The transcript has 8 exons. Bases 227 to 1882 code for a protein of 551 amino acids.
GAAAACACACGUGACCGAAAGAAACGAACAAAUUGCUAGUAUUCACAGCACGGUCAGACUGUUUAUGUGUUUACAUGUCUAUUUUCUCUUCUGCUUUUACCCACGGGGGGAAAUAUCACGUUCUUUGAAAGGGAUUCAUCAAGGAAGGCAUAUCUUCAGAACAUUGACCAACAAUGGACCAGUCCUCUCGAUAAUUUUUUAAAAGGGUUUUAGGAAUAAAAAAGAUAUGAAAUAUUUCCUUCUAUCUAUUUAUUUGAUGUUGCAGUGUUUUUAUGCCCUGUGUAACCUCCCUGCUCCGGUCAAUGUUACCAUCGAUUCUCUCAACUUCCACCAUGUUCUCCGCUGGAUCCCUGGGCCAGGCACACCACCCGGGACCAUGUACAAGAUCUUACACAGAGAAAACAACAUGACCCUACAGCUACAGCAUCAAACCAACAUGACAAAUCAGAAGCUGGAUCUGAAGUACCCCAAAGAAGAAUACAGAUUGUGUGUUCAGGCUUCCCACGAGCUCUUAGAGUCGCCCCUGACCGUGAUCACCUUCACCCCCUACACACAGACUGUUAUUGGUCCUCCGACAUUGUCUUUGGAUGGAUGUGGCAAUUGUCUGGUAAUCAACAUCACACUGCCUGAGAUGGAAACCAUUCAAAAUGUCUAUGGGAGCACCGUAUCCUUUCAGAUCGACUGGAAGAGCGCAGGAGAGACUCGGAUCAAAGAGACCCGUACAACUCAUUUAAGUUAUAUGCUGGAGAACUUGAAUGUGGGCACAGAGUACUGUGUGAGGGUGCAUACGAUGAUCAACACCAACCAAAAAACACAGCUUUCUGAGUGGAAGUGUGCACACACCAGUAUUGUGGAGGCUAACAGAGUCCCUGCUGUUGUAGCUGGGGUGUCGGUUCUCCUCAUUGUGAGUGGGGCAGGCCUGAUGGUUCUCAUGUUUAUCUUGUUCUACACUGGGUUCUUGUGCAAGUUGAAGACCCAUCUGCCUAGAUCACUGACUGCCCUGGUUGAGGGCUACCUAGUCACCCCAGAGAGAACAGUUCCUGACCUGGUCUCCAUAUCCUCUGAGCCAGAGCAACAAGGGAAGGCCCUCACAACAAAAGCACACCACAACAGAGAGAACUCGAACCGAGCAGGGGAGGAAGAGGAGGAGGAUGAAGAGGAGGAGGGGGGAAACGGCGCGGUCUACAUGGACCGCGAUGCGGGGCUCUCCUUUGAUAGCAGCUCCAGCACCAUACAGUCCCAGGAAGCAUCAGGGGCUAAUGUUGCCCUUCUUAACGUAGCAGGGCAUUCUGGGGGGUUGAGUUUUGAGACAGCAGCUGAGGAGGAAGAGGAAGUUCCUGUGGGAGUGGUGGUGCUUGGAGGUCAGGGUCAGAGCGAGGUCAAAGGUGAACUAACGAAGGUCAUUUCCAGUCUAGACGGUGAUCAACCCAGACCUCUGGGACUUGUAGGGUUGGGUGGAGAGGAGGAGAAAGAGAUGAGGGAGGUGGAGAAAGAGAUGAGGGAGGAGACCUCUGGUAACGUCAAUCUGUUCUCUGUGACUCUGGGGGCUUUAAAGAGGGAGGAGGAGGAGGAGGAGCAUGAGACCGAUGUUUUAUUAGGCUGUUCCAAACAGGAGCAGAAGCCUCUACUUCCCAUAGACUCCUUACAGAGGACAUUAGGACUGGACAGCAUGGGAUCACAGGGUGAGAUACAGGAAGAUACAGGCCUAGUACUGUCACGGGCAGACUGCACACACAAAUACUUUGAAUAUUCAGAUAGACAUGCUGUCAGCUGUACAAAGACAUACUCUGACUGCCUGGUAACGCACACUGGCACUGUGCAGUCUCCCAAUGAGACAGAGGAGGAGGAGGAAGAAGACUUCUCAGGCUAUAUGGGACAUUGAUGCGUGCGUGUGUAGCGUUGUUCGUUCUGCGGUGUGUACUUUUAAUUAGGACGCUGCCACAACUGAAGGUCUGCUGGUUGAAUUAUUUUUAUUUGCCCUGCACACGAAGAGACAACACACAUUAUGUUAACCCUUGGCGCAGUCCUAGCUCUCAGGCACCUGCACAUGAAGAGACAACACACAUUAUGUUAACCCUUGGCACAGUCCUAGCUCUCAGGCACCUGCACAUGAAGAGACAACACACAUUAUGUUAACCAUUGGCGCAGUCCUAGCUCUCAGGCACCUGCACAUGAAGAGACAACACACAUUAUGUUAACCAUUGGCGCAGUCCUAGCUCUCAGGCACCUGCACACGAAGAGACAACACACAUUAUGUUAACCCUUGGCACAGUCCUAGCUCUCAGGCACCUGCACAUGAAGAGACAACACACAUUAUGUUAACCCUUGGCACAGUCAUAGCUCUCAGGCACCUUGCUAGCCGAAGGUCAGGCAAAAGAGAACAAUAAGGGGGUAUGGAAAUACAGAUAACCCGUGAUGGACCAAACCAAAAUAUACAAAACUUUUACAAUCACAUGUACAAUAUUGAUAUGAAAAAGUGUUUGUACACCAAAGAAAAACAUUAGCUUAAAAAAUUUUAAAAAAAUUUAAAUUUACAUUUAAAAAAAUACACUGAAUUAUUAUUAUCAAAUGAUUAACAUCCCCCUCAGUGACCUGGCCUAUUUGAAUUGGUCAUUGUGUGCAACUUGGUGCAUAAUCUAGGGGAACAACAUCACACUGCUACACAUGCGUGCCGUGUAGGCCUACAGUGUAAGUGUCUUAGCCGAUAAUUGCACAGAUAUUCCACUUGGUUGGAUAGGCCUUCUAUCACAUCCAUUCCUUCCCAAAUAUUGUCUUCUGUUGAGAAAGUGUGUAAAACAGAGGUAUUCACACUUUCACGAUCCUCACCCUAAAAACGAAUGACCGCCUUAAAAUGGCUCUACGUGUUAUCAGGAUUCUGUUCAUUCAGAUACACUUGAUUUUUGAAAUGAUGUUUCUCAAAAACGUUUGUAUAUUGUCCCAUACUAUAGCAUGUACUAUUAAUUUGUAUUUUUUGUUGUUAUUUGGUGACAUUAAUGCAGUUCCUCCACCCCGACUUUGAAUACCACUGAUGUGUCCGUUUCAUUCAUUGUAAUGUACGUGCAAUUUUAUGAAAGAAGAAUUAGAGCUCAAUGAUCAAAUCGUGACCCGGUUUUUGUGUAGAAUGUGUUUUUUUUAGGCUAUUGUUUGUAAAAGUUAUUAUGUGGGAAAUUCCUUGAUACGUCGAGACUUGUGUGUCAUGUUAAAGUACACUGCUCUCUAAAAAAAGAAAUGCUUAGUGUGAAACAAUGUCCCCCAGGAAAAGCCAAUCCGUUCUUAUAAAGAUCUGUGGUUGGUUGCUCAACAUUGUCGUCAUUUCCAGCAGCAGCGUUGUUAUGCCGCGUUCAAAACAACUGGGAACUCGGAAAAAUACGAGGUCGAUGAUCUUCAUGGGAGAAAAUCUGAUCUCUAGAAAGAGGCCCGAGAUUCCGAGUUGGAUGACGGUUCGAAAUUAUUUUCCCAACCGUAACUCGUUUUUUUAACGCCUGUAAAUCGGAGAUUUCCGAGUUCCCAGUUGAUUUGAACGCGGCAAAAACCUUUUUGUAUUUCUACAAGCUGGCAAGGCAGCAGUUACGGAAAGCACCCCAAUUGUGGCAAAGGACUGGCUCUUCUUGUUUGACUUUCUGUUGCCAACCAGGCAGAAAUGUGAAAUGUCAUCUCAUAACGGUAGCUAUGUUUUAUUGUAAUUGCAUUAUGCUUGGUGUUGUCAAAGGAUAUCCACCGUUUGGCCUAGGCUUUGUUAGCGAUAAGCUAACGGAAUCAUGGCAUUAGUGGAACCGACAGCUAACUUGUUUUACUAGCGGUUAUCGUGUUUUGUUCUUACUAUCUCUCUGCACGUUUAUUUUGGUAAUGUUGAUGUAGCUAGUUGGCAGGGGUGUAAAACAUACUUUAAGUACCACUUAACGUUACCCCCUUAAAACUACUUAUCUGCUUUACUAUUUUAUAUUUUUUGACUACUUUUACUUCACUACAUUCCUAAAGAAAAUGAUGUAAAAUUUUUUACUCCAUACAGUUUAACCCUGACAACCCAAAAGUACAUGUUACAUUUUGAAUGCUUAGCCAGGACAGGAAAAUGGUCCAAUUCACGCAUCCCUGGUCCUCCCGCCUCUGAUCUGAGGACUCACUAAACACAAAUGAUUCAGUUUGUAAAUUAUGUCUGGGUGUUGGAGUGUUCCCCUGACGAUCCGUAAAUAAAAACUAUACAUUUA